UGAUUUGGUGAUAGCUAACCACGUAUGUAUGAUGUGUAUAUCCUGUAGUUAUUUGAUUCAGUAGAAUAUACAGGACGAUAUAAUUACCUGUGACAGCUGGUAUUGACUGGCCGGCUCCCAAGGCUGAUAGUACUGAAGGACACACAAACAGACUGUCCACGGGACAACUGGGUACCACGGGCUGAUCAGCAAUCGAGUUACCGACAUGCGGAGUUUGUUAUAGUGGAACUGUUAGACUAACACGUACCCUCCCGCCGUACAUCCGGGUGCUUGUACAAGGUGUACCCAUUAUGGAGAAGGUAGCUGAGCUUCGACUACGUAUGUCAGAAGUUCCACCCUUAGAGGACGAGGAGGACUUUUUCAACAAUGAUCAGACAUUAGUGCGGUUUCUAAAAGCUCGUGAGUGGAAUGUGGAUGAUGCAGAAAUGCUAUUGAAAUCCACAGUUGAACACAGAAGAAGUACCAAACCACUUCAUAUGGACUGUCACUGGUGUCAUGAACGGCCUGGGCACCAUUCAAUGAGACAAGUGGGAUUUGACGAGAGCGGCCGGCCCGUGAUCUACUCCAGCUUUGCUCAGGCGUCCACACACAAGAAUACCGUGGAGGACUCGGUCACUCACUGUACCUACCUCAUAGAGAACGCAAAACGGACCAUGGGGAUUGGUACCAGUACAUGGGUGUGGAUCAUCGACUGUUCAGGUAUGACACUGACAGCGUGUAACCCGAAGUUGGGUUACGGGGUAACUCAAGUGAUGUCCAACCAUUACCCGGAACGCCUCGGACUUGUUAUCUGUCUCAACCAUAACCCGGUAUUCCAAGGUGUCUGGAAAGCCAUCAAAGUCUUUCUCCAUCCAAACACUGUGGCCAAAAUGAAACUUGUGCGCUCUAAAGACAAAUAUUUAAGAUUAUUUCAGACUUACUUCGAUGAUGAACUAACAAAUUGGCUGAUGGAAGAAAUACGGUUAAACAAGAGCAAACCUCUAUCAAAGACACAGAUUGAGUUUUGGAAUCCUCCAGAUGAGCAGAGUAAACAUGACCCUCGAGGAUGUUCCUCUUACAUCACAAAAUUCAUUGACUCCUUUGAUCGGUCACACUCUUCACUUACACACAGGCCACAUCCCAACAUUUUGGGCAGCCUGUCCGGAACUGUCCGGACAGUCAGCAUGUCUUCUGAGGAACAGCGCGAGCGGGAGGGACUACUUUCUGAGCAUUCUAACUUGGUCACUGACCAGGAAAAGACCGGUAACAUAAGUGAUGAGGACCAUGAUGACUCCGUUGUUGAACUAGAAAUCUCUCCAGAGUUCCGGAUUCCUGUAUCUGAGCAAUCUGCAUCGAAACUGUCAUAGUUUAGGUUUCGUCAUUAUCGGCUAAUUAUGUUUGAACUCUCUGUCUACGCAUGCGCAAUGCUCUGUGCUAGAUCGGGAUAAAUGUGUAAAGUAUUAAUAAAACGAUGAAAAUAUAUGGUCAUUGAAGUCAUA
Molecule: messenger RNA, 1478 nt
Organism: Pecten maximus
Lineage: Eukaryota; Metazoa; Mollusca; Bivalvia; Pectinida; Pectinidae
Exons: 5
Coding region: 291-1346 (351 amino acids)
Source: RefSeq, a predicted model, not a curated record